This is a messenger RNA of Haplochromis burtoni (Burton's mouthbrooder), 2269 nucleotides long. RefSeq names its product cytochrome P450 3A40. The transcript has 13 exons. The record is from RefSeq and is a predicted model, not a curated record. Bases 65 to 1558 code for a protein of 497 amino acids. Gene Ontology annotation, molecular function: steroid hydroxylase activity; heme binding; oxidoreductase activity, acting on paired donors, with incorporation or reduction of molecular oxygen, reduced flavin or flavoprotein as one donor, and incorporation of one atom of oxygen. Lineage: Eukaryota; Metazoa; Chordata; Actinopteri; Cichliformes; Cichlidae.
AGACAAAAGCCUCUCGUCACAUAGGUUUGUGUUAUCGCUGAGAGAAGAGAGGAACGUUGCAGACAUGGGGUACUUCUUCUUCUUGUCCGCAGAGACAUGGACCCUGCUGGCUGCCCUCGUCACGCUGCUGUUUGUGUAUUCCUGCUGGACAUAUGGGACAUUUAAGAGAUUAGGCGUCCCUGGGCCCUCACCUAUCCCAUUUUUUGGCACCAUGUUGGCAUAUAGAAAGGGAUUUUUUAACUUUGAUGAAGAGUGUCAUAAGAAAUAUGGGAAAAUGUGGGGCAUUUUUGAUGGCCGUCAGCCCGUGUUGUGUAUCACUGAUCCCGCUAUGAUAAAAACUAUCCUGAUAAAGGAGUGUUACUCUUUCUUCACAAACCGCAGGAAUUUCCGUCUGAAUGGGCCGCUGUACGAUGCUGUGACAGUUGCAGAGGAUGAUCAGUGGAGGAGGAUCCGCAGCGUCCUUUCUCCCUCCUUCACCUCUGGGAGACUAAAAGAGAUGUUUGACAUCAUGAAGCAGCAUUCAGCUGUCCUGAUCAGCAGCAUGAAAAAGAAAGCAGAUAAAGAUGAACCUCUAGAGCUGAAAGAGUUUUUCGGACCCUACAGUAUGGAUGUGGUAACCAGCACCGCCUUCAGUGUGGACAUCGACUCUCUCAACAACCCCUCAGAUCCUUUUGUCACGAACAUCAAAAAGAUGCUGAAAUUUGACCUUUUCAGCCCCAUCGUCCUCACUAUUGCCGUCUUUCCCUUCAUGAUUCCCAUAUUGGAAAAAUUGGAGUUUUCCUUUUUCCCUGCAUCUGUCACAGACUUCUUUUACGCUGCACUACAGAAGAUCAAGAUUGAUCGAGAGACCAGCAAACAAAAGCCUCGAGUGGACUUCCUCCAGCUAAUGAUCGACUCUCAGCAAAAUAAUAAUUCCAAACAGGAUAAAGGUCUGACAGAUCAUGAGAUCCUUUCCCAAGCAAUGAUUUUCCUCUUUGCUGGCUACGAAACGACCAGCAGCUCUCUCACUUUCUUGUCUUACAAUUUGGCAACAAACCCUCAGGUGAUGAAAAAGCUGCAGGAGGAGGUGGAUGCAACCUUCCCUAACAAGGCUCCCAUCCAGUACCAGGAACUAAUGCAGAUGGAGUAUCUCGACUGUGUCAUCAACGAGUCUCUCCGAUUGUUCCCCAUUGCUUCACGUUUGGAGCGUGUGGCCAAGGCCAGUGUGGAGAUAAACGGCUUUGUGAUUCCAAAAGGUAUGGUUGUCAUGGUACCCACCUGGCCGAUGCACCGGGACCCCGAGAUUUGGCCUGAACCAGAGAAAUUCAAACCUGAGAGGUUCAGCAAGGAAAACAAGGAGACAAUUGAUCCGUACAGCUACAUGCCUUUUGGAGCAGGCCCGAGGAACUGCAUUGGGAUGCGAUUUGCUCUGGUUGUGAUGAAACUUGCAAUAGUGGAGAUCCUCCAGAGGUACAGCUUCUCUGUGUGUAAGGAGACCGAGAUCCCCAUUGAGCUGGACAUCCAGGGUCUGCUACAACCAAAACGACCAAUCAAACUGAAGCUGGUGCCACGUUCUUAACCCUCCUCGUCUAAGAAGAUGACUUUUCUUCAUUUUAAUCUUGAUGCUUCUUGUGUACAUAAACACCAUGUCAGUUUUUGUACUACCUUAUUUUGUCUGCAGGUGCACUAAACACUCUAUUUAAUUUCUUUUUUGAAUUUUCUGGCAAUUAUUUCAUGGUUUAGGCUUUAAAGCGUUAACAUAGAUCCAGUAAAGACAAAAACGUAGCAGUCAGGCAUUUGGCCCUUGUGGACGGUCAUUGUUUAGUAUGGGCAAAGAGUUUAUGACAACGUAUUGUAAAGAAUAAUCAACAAUUUCUAUUUUUGUCUAAAGCAUGUAUCAAUUCAAUUCACUUCAAUUCAGUUUUAGUUAUAUAUCACCAAAUUACAACAACAAUCAGGGGAAAAUCCCAAUAAUCAGACAAGCAAGCACUUGGUGACAGUGGGACGGAAAAACUUCCUUUUAACAAGUGGAAACCUCCAAGCUCAUGGAGGGCUGCCAUUGGCUAGAUUGGUUUGGGGUGAGAGGAGGAAAUGCAAAGUCGUAUAUGAACAAGAUAAGAUGUUACGGGAUCCUGGAAAUAGCUGAAAUCUAUAAAAUCUGAAAAGGGCACAAUCAUAUUUCUCUGGUAAAUGGCCUGUAUUUAUAUAGCGCUUUACUAGUCCCUAAGGACCCCAAAGCGCUUUACAUAUCCAGUCAUCCACGCAUUCACACACCGGUGAUGGCAAGCUA